AGGACCUGAAGAAUGCCAAGAAGGAGUUCAAUACACUGCUGGUGAGACAGAGGGAGGAGCAGGACGCUUUGCAGAAGAACCUGAAUGCAUGUCAGGCCAAGCUGUUCAAUGCCACAAAGGAACUGGAAAAGAUGUCUGAAGUGGCUGCUGAUAACAUCAAACUCAAAGAACAGGUGAUUCAUCUGCAGAAGGAGGUGGUUCUCAUGGGAGAGCUGCAACACAAGAACAGUGAGAAACUCCUGGCAGCCAAGGCACCCAAGGCUUCCCGACUGGAACAUCAAUAUGCCCAGAAAACACUCGUCAAUGAAAUCAAUGGUCUAAACUAUGAGCUCAAGAGGGCGGUGACAGAGCAGGAAAGCUGCAAGGCUCAGCUACGUGAGCAAGCAGAGACCCUAGCAAUCAAGGAGCGUGCAUUGGCUGAGGUGAAGAUGAUCUUGGAAAAGAUGAAGACGAGCCACAAGGAAGAAAUGAAGAGCAUGGAGGAAAAGCAUAGAGCUGCCCUGCGUGUGAACCAGGAUUUGGAGGCACACAGCCUACAGCUGUAUGCAGAGAUAGAAAGGGUCAAAGCCAAACUGAACUCUGGUAAGGGUGGUCAAGCGCGAAGUGAUCUUAGUCAAGGGAGGGUCAAGACCAAACUGAACUCUGAUGGUUCAAAGCCGCAGACGCCCACCUGUCUGAGUGAACCAUUCAGAGAGCGUAUAGGCUCUGACCCGUCCUCCAAAUCAGCCUCCUCACAUAGGAACAUACUGACGCGGAUGACGAGCGUUCCUGCAGUUAGCAACGUCAUAGGAGAGGACUUGGAAGGUCAAAGGUCGAAUUCCGUUCCUAAGGGAAACGAAGCUAAACAUUCUGCAGUUGACGAAGAUUAUCACAUUGUUGGAGAAUUCGAGCAUAGUGCAGAUAUGGGUGCAGUUCAGCAGUCAAGGAAUGAAGAGACGGAAGGAGCUUCCAUGACAUCUAGAGUUUCCAAUAGAGGACAGCAGCAUCAGUUCACUGAUAGGGAAGAUAGUCAUACUGCCUUUUACCCUGGUAACAACACUUCAUACUCUGGGUUCCAUUAAUCACUGAUAUUUGAGAUAGUCGUACUGCCUUGUAUCCUGGUAACAACACUUCGGAUGAUAUUUAUCACUUAUUUAGAAUAAAGACUAACUGCCUUCUACCAUGACAACACCAUUUCUGACUCUGGGUUCAAAUAAUCACUUAUAGUCAAGAAAGCCAUUCUGUAUCAUACCGUGGCAACAACCCUCUAGACUCAGGGUUCCUUUAAUCAUUGAUAGUGUUGCAUGUUUGAGAAAAUCAAGAGUUUUCUACCUUUGGUCAGUGUGUGUGCUAUCCCGUGUAAAUUCAUGUAUUUAAACUCGAGGUCAACGUAAACUCGAGGUUAAGGCAAUGUUUGGAUGUUGGAGUUUGUAUUUUCAUGCCCAUGAUUAUCAUCACACUAGCCUUUAUUUUGUGUACAUUAAGGCAAUAUAUUUGAAGGUCAAUA
This is a messenger RNA of Dreissena polymorpha, 1486 nucleotides long. RefSeq lists its product as uncharacterized. NCBI's taxonomy places the organism in Eukaryota, Metazoa, Mollusca, Bivalvia, Myida, Dreissenidae. The transcript has 6 exons. Gene Ontology annotation, biological process: negative regulation of cell population proliferation; regulation of cell cycle; negative regulation of TOR signaling. The record is from RefSeq and is a predicted model, not a curated record. The coding region runs from base 132 to 1061 and encodes 309 amino acids. Gene Ontology annotation, cellular component: TSC1-TSC2 complex.